Messenger RNA from Cottoperca gobio, 6705 nucleotides. It is a transcript of the gene dact1, whose product is annotated as dishevelled-binding antagonist of beta-catenin 1. NCBI's taxonomy places the organism in Eukaryota, Metazoa, Chordata, Actinopteri, Perciformes, Bovichtidae. Gene Ontology annotation, biological process: regulation of Wnt signaling pathway, planar cell polarity pathway; negative regulation of canonical Wnt signaling pathway; negative regulation of JNK cascade. The record is from RefSeq and is a predicted model, not a curated record. Gene Ontology annotation, cellular component: cytoplasm.
GACGGAGCUGCAGGAGGAGCGGCAGCAGCACGGAGCUCAGUCCGACUCUCUGCUUCUUUCUGACGGAUCUACUCACCGCGCCUGCCUCGGAGCAUGCUGGGAUUUACAUGGACCUUUACCUGGCUGGACCCGGGACUCAUUAACCGGAUUAAUUUCACCUGUGUGUCUGCAGUUGGCCAUUGAGACCACCGGUUGAUACUGGGAGCUGCAGAGGAAAGCAGUCUGGGGAUUUGAGUCUGGAUUCACUUUCUGACCCGGUCCGUGUAGCCCUUUAUUCCCUGAACCAGGUCCCUAUAACCCCGUUAUCUACUUGGGUAACUGAACCAGGUGAUUCCUCUCAGUUUAUCUGACUCUGCUGCCUCAUCUGCUGCAGAGCGUCUUCCCGCACCAUGCUGUUCAGGUCCUGCAUGUACUCCGGACCCUGAUGCUGCAGAGACCCUAAACUCACACUGGAGAAUCUGACGGAGGAGAUGCCGCUGUCCGCGCCCUCCAGGCGGGACAGAGCCGCGGCUGACGCGGAGGCGGCGGAGCGGCAGCGCUCGGUGCGGGAGCGGCUAGAGGCCACCGUGUCCGGGCUCGAGGAGCUGGAGUACCUGCGGCAGCGGCAGGCGGUGCUGGUCCGGACUGCGCUGGAGCUCCGAGAAGGGAAGGAGAAGGACGAGGAGCGGCAGAGGGAGGCUCAGCUAAAUUCCGAGGAGAAGCUCCUGGAGGAGAACAUCCUGCUGCUCAGGAAACAGCUGAACUGUCUGAGGAGGAGGGACGCUGGACUCAUCACUCAGUUACAGGAGCUGGACCGACAGAUUAGUGACCUGCGAUUGGACACCGAGGCGUCACAUGACCAGCUGGAGAAUGACAGCCGACCCAGCUCAGGUUUCUAUGAGUUGAGCGACGGGGCGUCCGGCUCUCUCUCUAACUCGUCUAAUUCGGUCUUCAGUGAGUGUUUCUGUUCGAUGGCUGAAGCUGAUGGACGCCUCCUGUCUGCAGAUGAGCUGGCCAGCUGUUUGGAGUGUGACAGUUUGGUUGGAGGACUUUGUGAUGACUCGUCUUCCUCUGGUACAGUCCGCCGCUCGCUCUCGGCUCCUCACCCAGCAACCCUGGACCCCGUCUCCUUAGUGGCCGCCUGUGACUCCCAGUCUAAGUACCACUGCGACCUGGUGGCCCGGAAUGGCAGUGAGGUUUUUCGCUACCCAAGCCCGCUGCAUGCAGUGGCCGUCCAGAGUCCAGUCUUCCUACAGAUGUUGGGUCCUAGCAGAGACGAAGGGCUUCUAAAAAGCGUUGAGGCAGGUGUUGAAGGACUCAAACCAGAGUCUUCCCCUGUUUCCGCUUCUGUUUCAGCUCCUUUCGUAUCUCAGAGCUCCUCUUGGCCGGCCCCCUCUUCUUUUUCUUCCCAUACUCCUUCCCUUAAGCGACUGGACAGCUACAUCUACAGUCUGCUGCAGCGGAGGGCCCUGCCCGUUCGGACUAGCAGACCCAGAACCAGCAUCAGCACUGACCCAUCAAAGAGCAUCUUGAGGCAGGCCAGCCUGUGUGUGAGGCAGGUGUCUGGGUUCGGUUUAGGGACUCUGAGGGGGUCUGAAUUCAAAUGCUCCUGGACGGCUGGAGGAGCAUCAGCAGAAAACUCGUCUCCUCAGAGGCAGUGGUCUGUGGAAAGUAAAUCUGAGGAGCAGGAAACCCAGAAUGUUUUCCCUAAUGGCAGUGUUGAUACAAUGCAAAAUGGCUUCAAGAUUAACAACAGUGACUUGGCAGAAAACCAGAACAGCUCUUCUCUCAGUAUUGCCAUCCAAAAUGGCUCUUCUGUCACUAACAAGGAUAUUGAUACAAACAGUCUGAUGAAACAGAAAAGCAAAAGGUUUCUUCCUCCCUCAGCAGUGUCCACAGCUACUCUGCCUAAAGACUCCAGGGAGCUGGGUAUUCCCAAAGCUAACUUCUCUCCUAAAGAUUCCAAGCAGCCAUGUUACUUUCCUGAUCAGGAACUGCUCCUCAGAUCACCACCAGUUAUCAAAACAUCGUCAGCUACUCCCAAUAACAGCCUGAAGCCUCCCCAAGCCCUCCAGACAGAGAAGGUUGAUAGGUCAGUGCCGGAGAUAGCCAGUCUAGUUUUCUCACACCAGAGUCAGGAUGAAGCAGGAGGAGAGAGAGGAGAAGGAGAAGGGAGUCACAUGGUUAACGCAAAGUACUUUCUCGCCCAGCGGCAGAACGUCAAACUCCGCAAGGGUGGCAGCAAGAAUGUCAAGACUGUUAAGGCGAAGACCACCACAACCAUGAAGAUGAGUCGGGCCUCUGAACACAAUGAGACUACGUCAGAGAGAAGUAAUAAAUCCCACCACCGGUCCAGUUCUAAAAACAUCCGGCUCUUGGAAGAUGGAGGCUCUGUCAACAUUAAGGUCUCCAAGAGGGCAGCUGGUGGCGGUGCGCAUGGGGUGUCCACCUCCAGGAUCAAACGCCUUCCUGCAUCCAUCCCAGAAGGUAGAGUUCUGGACAAACACGCCACAUCAACACUAAGCAGUGUGCGGUCAGGUGCAUCCAGGCACCAUCACCACGGAAACCACCACCAUCAUGGUCACCACCACCAUCAUAAUCACGUACGUGACCAAGUCGUGGUCAUUGCCAAACCGAAGUACAAACGAAAUGAUUAUCGCCGGUUGCGUGCGAUCAUGGAGGUACCGUAUGACGAGGCGUUAAGGCGUGCGCAGCGGCGGCAGAAAAAGGAGUUGUUGAGCCAAUCUGCAGCUAAUGUGUACCUCCCCUCUGCUAAGGAAGUGAGCAGCCCAUACUCCUAUGUGGCGGGAAGUGACUCUGAGUAUUCAGCCGAGUGUGCAUCACUCUUUCACUCCACCAUCGUGGACACCAGUGAGGACGAGAAGUCCAACUACACCACAAACUGCUUUGGAGACAGUGAGUCCAGUGAGGAGGACUAUGUGGAGGAGAGCGCCACCACAAGUGAUACUGAAGAGAGUGGAGGAGGUGGGGCUGGAGGUGGUACCGGUGGAAUGGGCAGGGGGUGGAGCAAGUUAGGGACAACUGGGGCCAGGGCAGUGGGGCAGGAAAUGACUCCAGCUCAGGCGAAGGCCUUCGUCAAGAUCAAGGCCUCUCACAACCUGAAGAAGAAGAUCCUUAGGUUCAGGUCGGGUUCCCUCAAACUCAUGACCACCGUAUGAGUCGGCAGCAGGCGGAAAAACACCUUGCCAAACUGGACCAGAUCUGUUGGGAGGCCUUACCCAUGCAAUUCUAGUGUACAUAAAGAUGGAAAAGCAGCCAGUGCUGUAGCAGGACAGGUGCUGCAUGGUACACUUACGAGGUGGAAAAAAACACUUUUCUACACUGACAUUUCAACCCUAUCCAAGCCACUUUACCCUGAGGUACAACGGCAAACCAGUCAUCCAUCUUUGUAAAAGCAUGCGUGACAUUUUUCCGGACAAGAAAAACAGUUUCCCCUAACUUACUAUCUCCUUCAUAUCAUGUUUUAUUCUUUAGUUUAGUAUUCAUGAAGUACAUUUGACGCCUUCAAAAAACGGCCUUCAAUGUUCAUCAGUCGAGUCCAUCUGAACGACCCAGUAUUGUGUCAUGACUGCAGGUGACAAGUUGUGACAUGUGGAGGUUAGUCUCCUCUAUUGCCUUCUCUUCUCGCUUGUGUAUAAUUCUUAAAUGCUAAAAAACGAACACGGAGGAAUCUUGUGGUGUAUAAUCGUGUUGUCCGUAACCUUGCAUAGGUUCCAUAAGCCACUUCAUCUGCAACCAAUAUUAUCUUAUCAACAUCCUGUGUCUAAAUUUACCUUCAUGUGGAUCAUGUGGGGUUUUGGUUUCCCACGCCACAUACCACAGCACUGUGUUGUUCACAUGGACUGUGGUUAAACACAAUUAACACCAAACAUCUGAAGGCGCUAUAUAGCGUGAACUUAUAAGUUCCUAUAUCAAACAAAUCAACAUGGCUGCCCAAACAGUAAACUAUAUCACUUAGAGAAGUUUGCACACUUUUAUAAACAUUUUUAAGAUUUACCUAAUGUCAUAAACCGGUGGUUAUGUCCACAUGGAUCAAACUGUAUCUCCGUGCAAGUUUCUGGUUCUUACAAGCAGCCGAUCAAAUUCCUGCAUUCAGGAUUUACGCAGCAUUAGAUGCUUUUGGGAAACUACAGUUUGUAGAGAAGUGAAGGGUUGGUUUGGAAUGUUGUUUUAGCCAAUCAAAUUGGCUUCCUUCAUUUCCUCUCUUUCCUGGCCCAACAAGUGCCUCAGCCGGCAUAAACCUUGUUGACCUAAGCGGAGAAAUCGAGGUCUCAGUCUGCUUCAAACCAAAUGGUUGCUACGAGGUGUAGCGUGUCCACGUCUGCAGUCUAAGUCUUUCUAUCUGUUGACUGUUGACACAGUAUCCUCCUCCUGCUUCCCAAUGCCUUCCUUGAUAUCUCUCUAGCAACUCAUAUUGCAGUGGAGAAAUACUGGUUGGCUUAUGGGGGUCUCCAAAAAAUGGUUUUGGGGAACAUGUGUGUAACUAUAGAAACUGUACAAAUGGGAACAACAGCAUGCCACACCUCGAUUUCAGAAGUUGUUGGACAGUCCAACAAGCAUUGUGUUUGAAGCAUACUGAGGCCUUUUGUAAGAAGUGGGGCUGUAGUCAGGUUCUUCGGAGAGUUGAUUGGAAAGUUGGAAAGUUCUUCAAGUGGUUCCUCAAAUGUUUCUUAAGGCCUCUCCAGAAAGUUCUUUAGAAGGUUGUCCAGAAGGUUCUUCAAAUGUUCCUACAUUGUGUUGAGGUUGUAUCUUGCUGCAGUAAUCUCCUUAUUUCCUGCACUUUGAGACUUUGAGAUAAACUGUCAGUGGACAGGAUGGACGGUGUAACCUUAUAAUCUGUUAUUUGUAUGUAGCCUUGUUUUGUAUUUAUUAUCACAUGAACUUAGCCCUUCGUUGUAGCGCACCGACACGGCACGCCAAACGUCUGUAAAUGCUUCUCUUGUUAUUACACAGUCCUGAUUUACGAUGUUAUUUUUUUGAUGAAAGCUAUUUAAAACCUAAUAUAUUUGCUUAUUGGAUACCAGACAUGGUACUGACUGAAAGCUGGUCCAGCCGCAGUUUAUAUAACAUUUAUACACUAAAUCUGAUGUUUCUUUCUUAACACUACCACCACUGUUGCCAUGAUAACCUAUUUAUACAGCAUUUCGAUGUAUGGGUGAAAACCAGACCAACGUUUGUUGUUUUUUUAGUGUUUUUUAUCUGUUGAGUUGAAACCUCAUUGUGUGGUUUUGGGGAUUAGGCCUCUCCUGCUUUCAGAUCAGUGGAAUGAACCUGUUUCUCCACAAUGAGACCUAAUGUAAGCAGAUCGUUUUCUUAAUUCCAAAAUGUAUGCCUUGGAGAUACAUGCAGAUUUAACUGUUGUUUCAACUUCUUUAAUGUCAAUAUCAGAAUAUGUUACCGGUUUUUCAUCAGAACUGCUACAAUGUUUAAUAAAGUCACUGAAAUACUAUUAAAGCCUCCAUUUUAGGUGAUCUGGAUGUCAACACCAACCAACUGAACUUGGUUUUAGCAGAUACAGCCAGCUUUUCACCAACACAAUGUUCAAAUGUUUUUCUUUUAUUGUGAUUUAUUUCAAUUAUAACUUUCAUUAACAGUCCAGUUUUAUGUUUGUUUCUCAAAUGAGAUUCUGAUAUUUCAGAUGGGUAUCAGAUUGAUCUCUGUGUGUCCAGUCCAGAGCAGUCCAGCAUGUGGUUAGCCUAGCUUAGCACAAAGAAGCAGGAGGUAACUGCUAACCAGUAUAGCUACAAAACAGCUAGCACAAUCAAUAUUAUGUUACGUGUUUUAGGUUUUUGUAGCUACAUGGGUAAUGUUAUGGUAGCUAAAAUAAUAACAUUAGCUACCUAUUCCUAUCGUCCAAGUGUCCUAUGUUCUUAAUGUCCGAUGUUCUUGAUAUAAACUAACAAUGUAAGAGAUUUGUUAGGGUUAUUUUUGCAGUUCAAAUGCAAAUGAAUGAAGGAAGAUGGACGUUUCAAAUGCGGUUUAAAUAGAAAAAUCAGUUCAGCCACUGCGGAUUUAUCUGAAGAAAUGGGAAAACUGUCUUGCCCACAACAUUUAAGGCGUAUAACAUCUGUAGGCUAUAAGAUGUAGGUGGGUGAUUUCAACAUUUGACCUAGAGAAACAUACUAAGAGGAUAUUAAGGUGGGGAACAUAGGACCCUGCUUUCAGUCUUAGUACUAAGCUAGGCUAAACAGACAGAUCAAUCUGAUAUCCAUCUCCUCAUCUGACUCUGGGAAUGGUAGUGAAUAAUAAAAUGUCAGAGCGCUACAUUUAAAUUAGCAGCAGGCCCAUGCCAACACUCAAGCUGGAAAUUUAUUUGCUUAAAGCUCUUUAAAGUCAUUGUUCUUGUCUAUUUUGGUCCAGAGGUUACAUGUUCCAGAUAUAAACAGCUCCCACAAAGCUUUAAAAAGCCACAGAAAGCGUCUUUUCAGCUGUCGCGUUCCGUCUUUCUGUUGUUAUAGCUAUUUUGAGCUUCUGAUGACUCUGGAAACACUUUAUAUUUAAAACUUAACAGCCAAAAACCUUCAACCAAAAGUGAAACUUGACUCCUCGUCAGCUGUUUUACACUGAUCUGACUUUACUCCUGUAAAUGAUCAUAUAUGCAACUGUAAAUGACUGUUACUAAUGUGAGUGUUUAUAUAAUGUCUGUGUAUGCCAAUACUGGUGCUUAACCUUUUUAUGCUUCAUUAAAUGUGGACUUUAACAUCA